AUGGUUCCUCUAUAUGAAGAAGCCGGCAUUGUUCUUGAUGAUGUGUCGGGAGUUAUUUUGUUUUAUGAGGAUGUAAUUAAUGAAAUGAAAGAUUCUUAUAAUAGUCUAUAUGAUAAUAUGAUAUUAUUAAAAAAUAAAAUGGAAAAUAUAAAGGAAGAACAAAAGAAAAUAUUUAAAAAAGAAAAUGACGCAAAGGAAAAAUAUUUUAAUAAUAGUAAUAUGUUAAAUGAUAUAUUGUGUGACAAAAUGAGUUUAAUUAAUAUGACUAAGGAGGAUGUCAACAGUGAAAUUAUCAACAAUAAUAAGAAUAGAACAAAUAUUAACAAUAAUGAUGAUGAUAAUAAUAAUAUUAACAUUUUAUCUUUUCACAAAAAAAAACAUUGUUGUUAUAAUAAUCAAUUAAAAGAUGGUGAUAAUAAAAUUAUAAAAUUCGAUGAAAAUAUUUUUAAUAUUUUAAAAGACAAAAAUGAAAUGGGUUCUAAUAAUAAAGAUAUAAAUAUAGAAAGUUCAAAGGAUGAAAAAGACAAUAUAUAUAUGGACGAUAUAUAUAAUGAUAACUUUAUUAAUUAUGACAGUUCUAUAAAUUCAAACAAAGUAAGUCCUAUUAUAUUAUCUGAUGAAAAUAAGAAACUGUCAAAUUUUUUAAAAGAAAAAAAAAGAGAAUACCAAAAAAUUAUAUCAACUAAUAAAAACGAUAAUGUUCUUAAUAUUGAUAAUGAUAUAAAUAGUGUAGACAGCACACAAAAACAAAUGAACAACAUCAACAACAAUAAUAAUAAUAAUAACAACAAUAAUAAUAAUAAUAAUAGUAAGAGUAAUUUAUAUGUUUAUGAUAAGCAUAAAUAUAUUUCUACAAGCGAGGAAGGUAAAAAAAAUAUAAAUGCAACAGAUAUAUUUACACAAGAAGAUGAAAACAAUAAAGAUGAAAUGAAACAUAGUAUUCAUCACUCUAUAAAGAAGAACACCAAAAUAUAUAGUGAAGACAUGAAGAAUUAUAAUAAGUCAACUAAUAGAAAGAAUAAUUAUUUAUUACUUGAUAAUAAAAAGAUAAAGAAAAAAAAAAAUAACAAAAUGAAUAAUAAAAUGAAAAAAAAAAUGAACCAAUUUUUUAAUUUUAUUUAUGAGAAAGAAAAAAAAAAUGAUAUUACCAACCUUAUGAAUAAUAUAUAUAACAACAAACAAAUAAAUAAUUGUUAUAAAGAUUAUUUCCCUUUUUGUUUACUAUCAAAAGAAGAUAGUAUUAUACUAGAAAACAUGGAAUUAUAUUUAUCAUCAAAAUAUAAUAAGGAAUGUUCACAUAAAACCUGUAAUCCUAUUAAUAAUAUAGAACCAUAUAAUAAUAAAUACAUGAAUGAUCAGAAUGAUAUAGAUAACUUAACAAACAUACAAGAUAGUAUUUCAUCGCUUGGAAAGAAAUUAAAUAAUAUUAAUGACAGCAAUGAAACUAUAAAAAAUUAUAGUAUAAAUAAUAUAUUUAAAAUUAUGAAUGAAGAUAAUCAAAAUGGUAUUAAUAAAAAUAUAAAUAUAAAUGAUAUAGCAAAAAAUAAUAUGAAUAUACAUAAUUCCAAUGAAUAUGAACAUACAUAUGAAAUGAACAUUGACGAUAAAAAGAAAAAUUAUUUUUCAGAUAUAUUUUUUCAUAAAAAAGAACAAUUAAAUAUUCCAAAUAAAAGUUAUAUGUCUUUAAAUGAUGAGUAUUCUUAUUAUAAGAAAAAAAAAGAGAGAAACAAAAAGAAAAAUAUCCUGAAUAAUUCUAAUAUAUCUAAUAAUAUAUAUACAUCAUCAUCUAUAGGAUGUCCAUAUUGCACAUGCAUUUCUCAUAAAAAUAUAUUUAUGACAAGAGAAAAAAAAAAAUAUUCUUAUGAUUCUGAUGAAGAGAAUCAACAUGAAAAGAAAUUGAUUAAAAUGGUUAAUCCAAAAACAAUUAUGAAGAAUAAAUUAAUUUCUAAUUUUAUAGACAUUGAUAGGAACCCUAUAUUGGCAUCUGCAUAUAAUCAAUCUUAUCGACCUUUAUCAAGCCUGCAAGAAACCGAACCAAAUAAAAAUAAAAAUAAAAAUAAAAAAAUAAAUAAUGCAACAGUCAAUCUAACCUUUGAUGAUAAAGUGCUUAUUAUGACAUCAUCCGAGCAAGAUAAUAAAAAUAUAUUAAACGAUGCCAAGAAAAAUAAACAAAAUUAUUUUUGUAUGGACAAUAUUAUGAGUGGAAAUGAUAAUUCAUAUAAUGAUAUCGAUUUAAAAAGAUACGAUAAAAAAAAAAAAAAAAAAAAGGAAAAAAAUGACCAUGUAACAGAUACUAUUAAAAAUAAUAAGAAUGAUAAGGAAUCGUGUAAAAAUAAUAAUGUUCUAUGUAAUAAAAAAGAUAGAAAUGAAAAGAAUUAUAUAAAUAGUAAUAACAAUAUUAUAUAU
Molecule: messenger RNA, 2406 nt
Organism: Plasmodium gaboni
Lineage: Eukaryota; Apicomplexa; Aconoidasida; Haemosporida; Plasmodiidae
Exons: 1
Source: RefSeq, a predicted model, not a curated record